Molecule: messenger RNA, 1429 nt
Organism: Nilaparvata lugens (brown planthopper)
Lineage: Eukaryota; Metazoa; Arthropoda; Insecta; Hemiptera; Delphacidae
Exons: 7
Coding region: 28-1275 (415 amino acids)
Biological process (GO): detection of chemical stimulus involved in sensory perception of smell; sensory perception of smell
Cellular component (GO): plasma membrane
Molecular function (GO): olfactory receptor activity; odorant binding
Source: RefSeq, a predicted model, not a curated record
AAUUAUUGUCACACAAUUAUUAUCAUUAUGAAGGAACUAGUGAAAAUGAGCGACGUGGUGGCAACCUUCAUGAAACACCUCAACAGCACCGGACUCUACUCUCCACAAAAACCGAGCUACAAAGGAAAACUCACCUACCUCGUACUAAUCUACGUAGUCUUCGAAGUACUCUACGUCAUGAUCAACAGCUGGAAGACUUGGGACUUCAACUCCCGGGUGACAGCUUUAGAAAACCUUAACUUGGCCAUCGGAAUCUUCAACAUAGCCACGGAACACAUGCAUCUGCACGACAGAAAAUACAACCAAAUACAGCUGAUGUCGUCUCAACUGUAUUUGUAUGACGUCAGAGAAGAUGUACCCAAUACAAUGUCUAUUCAAUCUAUAUUCAAAGAGAAGGAGGUAUUCGUGGAGUCGAUGGAGAAAGACAGCAUAAAACUGACAAAUAUUAUAGUGACGUCAUUGAGGUGGUAUUUUAUUGGCUACUUGAUGUCAUCGCUGUUUGGAUUGGUUUUCUACGUCAUCAGUGACGAUUUCAACAGUCUCUCAUUGCCUAUAGUAUUCUACAACCCAUUCACCCCAUCUCCGAGCAUAUCAUUCAUGAAUUUCAAACAGUACGUCCUCAUCCUGUUGUUUGAGCUGUGGUACACCCACCUAAGCUUUACACUGGUCAUCACCAUGGGAGGAUUCUACUUUCUAUCCACUGAUAACGUCACAAGAGAAAUGAAACUGUUCCACAUGAAUCUGAAGGAGUUGAACUUGAAUUUCAAAUCAAUAGAGGCUGCAGACCAGAAAUGUGAUGAAAGAAAUUAUGAAGCGUUGAAACCGAUUUGCAGAAGAGUAUUUGCGCAUCAUCAGCUAAUUUACAAAAAAGUCAGAAUGUUGAACAAGGGACUUGAUUUCAUAGUCAUGUAUUACAACCCAUUCAUAUGUUUUCAACUAUGCCUUGCUAUAUUCUGCAUCGUGAAAGUUGACUUGAUCUUCAAAAUAAAAUACGGUUUCGCAUUUUUCACAGUCCUUCUCAUGUCAUUCAUAUAUUGCGAGAAAGGACAAUCUUUGGAAAACGAGGGAGAGGACUUACGAGACGCUCUUUAUAGCUGUAAUUGGGUUGGCAAACCUGAUUGGUUCUGCCGAUCUCUGAUGAUACUCAUGAUCCAGAAUAAUCAGAUUCCAAAGAUUGAGACUUUCGGUAUUCUGACACUGAACAGGAAAAACUUAAGAGGGAUAAUGCAAGCAGUUUACUCCUAUUUCAAUCUGCUCAUGAGAUUCUCCAAGUAAUGAAAUUUGAAGUAGCAGGAAAAGGGCCAACCCUCUCUGUUGGAACAUGAGAUUUUCCAGAUAAGAGAAUUGAAAACUCUCAAGAGAGUUGGAAGUCGUUGAAGGAUUCAUCAAUCAAGGAUUGCAAUCUUGUAAUUUGUAUUAACAAUGAACA